Molecule: messenger RNA, 840 nt
Organism: Bipolaris zeicola 26-R-13
Lineage: Eukaryota; Fungi; Ascomycota; Dothideomycetes; Pleosporales; Pleosporaceae
Exons: 1
Coding region: 1-840 (279 amino acids)
Biological process (GO): phospholipid transport
Cellular component (GO): mitochondrial intermembrane space
Molecular function (GO): phosphatidic acid transfer activity
Source: RefSeq, a predicted model, not a curated record
AUGGUCAAAUUCUACUCUUCCAAUGAAACUUACUCGUACCCUUUCUCGGCCGUCUCCCUUGCCUACUUCCUGCGCUAUCCAAACCCUUACUCCACUCACGUGCUCUCCACCGACACCAUCGCCCGCCACUAUGACCCCGAGACCCAGCGCCUAACUACCAUACGGCUACACCUUAAGCGCUCUAAACUUCCCUCUGCUGUACUCAAGCUCGUCCCUCGGUCUCUGCUUGGUGCAUCGGCAGGCGGCGAAUCGCAGUCUUACAUUCUUGAGAAGUCGGUUGUGGAUAUCAAGGAGGGAUGGAUGGACACUGAGUCCCGCAAUCUUGAAUGGACAGGAGUUUUAUCCGUCAUUGAAAGGCAGAAGUUCACUCGCCCUUCUUCGCUGACGUCUGACCACGCGAGAGUUAGGCAGGGCUCGGAAAGCCCCGCUCUACGCCACGGCUUCAUCAACUUCAACAACAAGGGCAAUGGCGUCAAGGUGGAAGACAAUGGCGAGACAACGGAUGUGACAAGCUCAGUGACGCUGCACAGUCACAUUGGCGAGACGUGGAAGAAAAAGCGCGAGGCUGCUAGAGAAGGUGUUGUGGAAGAGGAACAGCCUCAGAAGAUGGGCCUUUUGCGAAGCUGGGGCACCGCAGCUCUACAACGAAACAUUGAAAAAAUUGGGCUCUCGCGUGCGCAACGAAGUCAGCCGAACGCGCGCGAGGGCAUGAAGGUUGUGCUCGAACGCAUGCGCGAAGGCGGCCUAGUCGGCGUACUCGAGGGCAUGCGACGGGAUCGGGAAGCGAUCAUGGCAGGGCAGCCAUUGGCCGCGCCGCGUGCAGCAGAGACAGAUGAAUAA